AGAGAGAGACAACCAAAUUAUAAAGACGACUCAGCUUUUUUGGUCUCUUGUCUUUUUCACAAACACAUAAUCCAGAUCGACGGCCGAGAUCCUCUCUCUCCCCGAAUUCCGGUAACGAACACCGUCCGAUCUGUCCACAUUGCUCUCUCUCUCUCUCUCUUGUUCCGAUCCGAUUCUCAGGCGAGAAAUCUCGAUCUGAUCUGGCCACGCAAACAGCUCUUCGCCCAAAAUUAUUUCAGGACCUCUGAAAAACGGGUAUGGGAGCUGAAAGUAGCAAUUGGCAUUUGGAGUUAACCUAUGAUCACUGGGUAGCACUAUCUGUGUCUGGUCCACGACCAUCAGCUCGCUACAAGCAUGCAACAGCUGUGGUUGAUGAAAAAUUAUACCUUUCUGGUGGAAGUCGAAAUGGUCGGUACCUAUCAGAUGUUCAGGUGUUCAAUCUUAAAAAUUUGGCAUGGUCUACUCUGAAACUGAGCACUGAAUCAAAUGCUGAUGAAACUAAAGACAGUGUCUCACAGGAAAUUCUUCCAGCAACAUCUGGCCACAGUAUGUUUAAGUGGGGAAACAAACUUCUUCUUGUUGGAGGGCAUUCAAAGAAUAUUUUUGAUAGUGUAACAGUGAGAUUCAUUGAUCUGGAAUCAUACCACUGUGGCAUUGUGGAGACAUCUGGAAAAGUUCCGGUAGCUCGUGGGGGGCAGUCUCUAACACUGGUUGGUUCUAGACUGAUAAUGUUUGGCGGAGAAGACAGGCUGAGGCGGCUGUUGAAUGAUGUCCAUGUUCUUGAUCUGGAAACAAUGGUUUGGGAUGUUUUGGAAACUACGCAGACACCUCCAGCUCCCAGAUUUGAUCACACAGCUGCAGUGAAUGCUGAGCGUUACCUUCUAAUUUUUGGAGGCUGUUCCCAUUCUAUCUUUUUCAACGAUGUUCAUGUACUGGACUUGCAGACUGUAAGUGUUUAUUCUUUUGAGAUAUCAUUUUGUUCAUACCAACAUGAACUUUUGGCUGUUAAGCAUUUAAGUCACGAUGUUUGUUACUUUUUUUUUUUUGGGUGUAGUAUAAGGCUAGCUGAAGAGUGCAUUCUCUUUUUGUUUAAUAGAUUUUUAUUUUGGUCAUUUGGUUUUAUUUCAGACCUUUCUGCUCUACUUCCAUGCCACAUGCAUGCAUAUAUGAUACAUUUUAAUAUAAAAUUUAUACAUGUGCAUUGGACGCAGGGACUCAGUGUUUCGUCAGUAUUAUUAGAUGGAGAGAAGAUUCUGAUUGCAUUUGGAGGCUACAAUGGAAAAUAUAACAAUGAGGUAUAUGUUAUGAGACCCAAACCAAGCGAUUCUCCACAUCCCAAAAUUUUUCAGUCACCAGCAGCUGCGGCAGCCGCCGCCUCUGUUACUGCUGCAUAUGCCCUAACCACAUCUGGGAAGUUAGACUUGUCUGAAACAGAGGAUUCAAUCAUUAAGGUAGUCCAAGCAAAUGGCUCUCAACGUGAUCUUUCAAUUGAAGUCAAUACAGUUAGAGAAGAAAAGAAGGUGUUGGAGUCAGCCCUGGAAGAAGUCAGAGCAGAAAAUUCAAGUCUCAAGGGAAAGAUUGACGAAACUACUAGUACUUAUACUGAUUUUUUUAAAGAACUUCAGUCAGUUCAAGGUCAACUAGUGGCUGAGAGAUCAAGAUGUGCUAAACUGGAGGCACAGAUUGCAGAGCUACAGAAGAUGCUGGAGUCAUUGCCAUCCAUAGAAGAAGAGGUACAACUACUCAGGAGACAAAAGUCUGCAUUCGAACGUGAUAUGGAGCUUGCUUCAACUGUUCAGGGGAAGAGUUCUGGUGGUGUUUGGAAGUGGAUUGCUGGAUAGCUGGGAAUGCAUGUAAAUCACUAAGUUUUAAUGUCAGUACCUCAAUUGAAAUGGAUAACACUGAAAAACUAAAAAUGUAUCAGCAGCUAUUGCUAUCUUCGAAGUCACAGGAUUCUGAUCUUUCAGCUCACGCAGAGUUUAUGGCUACUAGAAACUUUGGCGUUGUGUUAACAGGCCCACGUGCACAAGAG
Molecule: messenger RNA, 2032 nt
Organism: Camellia sinensis
Lineage: Eukaryota; Viridiplantae; Streptophyta; Magnoliopsida; Ericales; Theaceae
Source: RefSeq, a predicted model, not a curated record